Molecule: messenger RNA, 3629 nt
Organism: Acanthopagrus latus (yellowfin seabream)
Lineage: Eukaryota; Metazoa; Chordata; Actinopteri; Spariformes; Sparidae
Gene: syt11b
Product: synaptotagmin XIb
Exons: 4
Coding region: 278-1678 (466 amino acids)
Biological process (GO): vesicle fusion; cellular response to calcium ion; calcium-ion regulated exocytosis
Cellular component (GO): axon; synapse; membrane
Molecular function (GO): calcium ion binding; SNARE binding; calcium-dependent phospholipid binding
Source: RefSeq, a predicted model, not a curated record
GUCACUCAGCCUCAUCGCGCGCUCCUCCGCGCAGCCUCCCUGCAUCCUCGCGCGAGCAUCACUACGCACCGAGCGGAGCAGCGACACCGAUCCCGACACCGAGCGGACAUCAGCGGGCGUAUGAGGUCUCAGUCUCCCGAACCGGCGGCUCGUUUUCGGUGAUUUCUCUCCGCGGCGCUUCUCUACGGAUGUGAAGUAACUGGGCCGAGGUUCGUCGGGUUCGUCUCCAUCAGUCUGCUGUUCUCCGUCAGGACCGCAUCCUGCACAAAACCACAAAAUGGCGGACAUCAUCGAGCUGGGACCCGCCUACGCCAUGUCUCCGGUCCUGGCGGGCUUCCUGGGAGCUGGAGUUCUGGUUCUGGUCGUGGUGGUUCUGGUUCUGCUCUGGUCCUUCUGUCAGCGCCGUUACCUGCGCAUCAGCGGGCGCUACAAGCUGCACGGGGACCGUUACUGUGACACUGAAGAUCCCCCCUAUAAGUUCAUCCACAUGCUGAAAGGCAUCAGCAUUUACCCAGAAUCCCUCAGCAGCAGCAAGAGGAUCGUACGGGGGAUCCGGCGCGUGGACCGCUCUGACCGUGAAGGAGAGCGCGGCGGCGCGGCUGCAGCAGGGCGGGGCAUGGUGCUGGUGGACGCAGAGAACAACAUCCUUGACGUCCCAGGGCAGCUGCAGAUGAGUCACCUCGUGCCCCCUGCCGGGUCAGGCCCCACCCACAGCCAGGCCCGGCUUGAACGGGCGCUGCCGGUCCGCGCCGACUACUGCUGCUUGGACAGCAGCUCCGCCAGCAGCAGCCAGACCAGCAGCAAGACGGUGUCCCCUUUCACUCCGGCUUCCUCUGAACCCGAGCCUGAGCCCAGCCUGGGCGCUAUCAGCCUCACCGUCGACUACAACUUUCCCAAGAAGGCCCUGGUUGUGACCAUUGUGGGGGCCCGGGGCCUCCCCGCCAUGGACGAGCAGGCAGGCAGCUCGGACCCAUACGUGAAGAUGACCAUCCUGCCUGAGAAGAAGCACCGCGUCAAGACCCGCGUGCUGAGGAAGACCCUGGACCCACUGUUCGACGAGACCUUCACCUUCUAUGGUGUGGCCUACAGCUCUCUGCCCGAGCUCACCCUCCACUUCCUGGUCCUUAGUUUUGACCGCUUCGCCCGCGAUGAUGUCAUCGGGGAGGCUGUGGUGCCUCUGAAGGGUGUGGACCCGAGCACGGGCCGAGUCCACCUGAGCCAGCAGAUCACCAAGAGGAACAUGCAGUGUGAGAGUCGUGGCGAGCUGCUGGCGUCUCUGUCCUACCAGCCGGUGUCUCAUCGUCUCAGCGUGGUCGUCCUGAAGGCUCGUCACCUCCCCAAGAUGGACAUCACCGGCCUGUCAGCAAACCCCUACGUGAAGGUGAACGUCUUCUACGGCCGCAAGCGCAUCGCCAAGAAAAAGACCCACGUGAAGAAGUGCACACUGAACCCGGUCUUCAACGAGUCCUUCAUCUACGACAUCCCGCCCGAGCUGCUGCCGGAGAUCUCCGUCGAGUUCCUGGUGGUCGACUUUGACCGGACCACCAAGAACGAGGUUCUGGGCCGCCUGCUGCUCGGCCUGCACAGCCCCGCCCCCUCCGGAGCGUCCCACUGGAGGGAGGUCUGUGAAAACCCCCGUCGGCAGAUCUCCAAAUGGCACAACCUGAGCGAGUACUGAGGGAGGAGCAGAACACCAGCAGGCUGCUGGGACUCCACCAGUGAACAGCACUGGGAAUAAGACUCAGUGUACAGCACACACACACAUACAUACACACCACACACACACACACACACACACACACACACACACACACACACACACACUCUCUUGUGAUCAUAGUUAAACUCUCUCUCUCUCUCUGUCUCUAUUAUCUCUUGACCACCGCGACGUCCUGCAGUUCUUACAAACAAAAGAAACAUGAAGCUCAUCUCGUCACGUCUCCUGGCUGUGUGUGUGUGUGUGUGUGUGUGUGUGUGUGUGUGUGUGUGUGUGACGACGGGGGGAAGGAAUGCUACAUGAUGUAAAAAAGAAAAAAAAGAUUCCCCUCAUGCUGUUGUUGUCAUGCAGCUCAUCGCAUGUCUGUCAAAGAGAAAAGAAAAAGAAAACUGCUGACAUCACACCGACCGAUCGACAGGAACGAAGAACAAGUCCGACUCACUAACACCGCUUCUAACUAAAGGCUCAGUAUAUCCAAGUAUAAAUACUCCUGUAGGACCAGUAAGACCCGGCUUCAGUCCUCCGCCACGUGACGACAGGUGUGGCUGGUUUCAGUCGGCAGCAUGCUCCCUGCCUGCAGUCUGACGCUUCCUCUCGUUUAACAUCGUUUGACUCGUCGCCGCUGCGGCAGAACGUACGUCUGAUCCGCAGGAAGUGGACUGAACAACGUGCCGUCAUACAUCAGCUUCCUGCUUGGCACACUGAGAGACGAUGUAAAAUAAUUGUUUGUAACAUGAAUGAGAUUUAAUUUACAAAAUCCUGCAGACUCUCUGAAGGAAGCAGGAAGCAGCUGUGGUGGCUCGGGGUCGCUUCUCUGUGACAUCACCAGGAAGUCCCUCCUCACAUCUCACUGACGAGUUUCAGGCCAGUGAAGCUGAAAACAGAUUAAUUAGAAGGUCGAGAUCUCAAGUGUCAUGUGUCGGCUGUCCUCCAUCUUACCUCUACACAGGUCAGAUGUUAGCAUGCUAACGUUAGCUGCACAACAGUGACACCUGCAGGUAGUGACCAUAAGUAUUCCAUCUGAUCUGUCAGGCAGAGCUAGUUGAUGUUGUAACCAUGUUAGCAUGACGCUACAUUGGAACUGACCAACAGCUGCUGACGCUGACGAGGUGAUGUCAUCCCCGUCCUCGUUAGUGCUGGCAUGUUGUGACAUCACAGACACGUCACUGACUGAUGCUAAGCUAACUGUUUUCAGAGAGUUUCUGAUCACAGGUCAGCAGCAGGACUUGUGUUCACAUCCUGGAACACGUGAGGACGAGGAUCACCUGACAGGUGUGUCUCAGGUGAUGUCUUUAAUACGUGCAGAUGACCGGAUGGUUAAAUCCUGCGAGAGGUUCUGACCCGAUGAGUCACCGCAGCGCUCCUCUGCUUCCUGUCGUUCUCACCCUGUGUGUUUCUGUCCUGAGCUGCUUCGUAAACCAUUUCUUUGUCCCUGCAGAAAUGAUUUAAUCCACCAGCUGGUGGCACCGGUCCGGUCCGGUCCGGUCUGCUCCGACUGUGAUUGAUUUGAGUGUUUUCUAAAGCCCAGUGGAUGUUUGUCAAAGUGAAGUUGACACUGAGUAUUUAGUUGAUUAUCAGUGACGACAGACUGUUGUGACCUCUGACCUCAGACUGAGUUUCAUCAUCAGCUCGCUAACAUUCAGAUUAAUAACUGUAAACACUAGAUUCACUUUGAGACAGCUGGUUAUUAAAACAUAUUGAUGACUCAUUGAUCUGAUUGGAUCUACUGUGUGGACUGACUGACUGUAGAUUUGUACAGAUAUGAAGAUGUUUGCUGGUUUCCUUCCUGUCUGACGUCCUCGGAGCUUUAGUGUGUUUGAGCGCCUCCUGCUGUAGACCUGGAUGCUAACCUCUGUGUAAGGUUUGUUAACACUUUAAUUGGACGUGCAAAUAAAAACAAGUUAGCCAUGAA